ACCUCCGAAGAGGCGGGGCGCGGCUCUUGAUUACCCGCAGGGGCGGUGCUGGCCGAUCACCUGGGCCGAGGCGGAACUGAAGGGUCCGGUCACUGCCCGGAGAACCUGUAACUAAGACUCACCUGUGCGGGGGUCGGAGGCGGGGCCGGGGCCAGAACUCACCUGAGCCGGUGGAAACCUGCCCUGGGGGUAGCCCCGGGUUCGCCCAGCGAGGAGGGGGAGGCGCCCCCGUCCGGCCCCAUCCGAGCUCCCCUCCGUGGGUCCGCGCGGCCGCCAUGACCUGGAGCGCCACCGCCCGGGGCGCCCACCAGCCCGACAACACCGCGUUCACUCAGCAGCGCCUCCCCGCCUGGCAGCCGCUGCUGUCAGCCAGCAUCACGCUGCCGCUCUUCUUCUGCGCCGGCCUGGCCUUCAUCGGCCUGGGCCUGGGCCUCUACUACUCGUCCAACGGCAUCAAGGAGCUCGAGUACGACUACACCGGCGACCCGGGCACCGGCAACUGCUCGGUGUGCGCCGCCGCCGGCCAGGGCCGCGCGCCGCCGCCCCGCUGCUCGUGCGCCUGGUACUUCUCGCUGCCCGAGUUCUUCCAGGGCCCCGUGUACCUCUACUACGAGCUGACCAACUUCUACCAGAACAACCGGCGCUACGGCGUGUCCCGCGACGACGCGCAGCUGAGCGGGCUGCAGAGCGCGCUGCACCACCCGGUCAACGAGUGCUACCCCUACCAGUACAGCGCGGCUGGCCUGCCCAUCGCGCCUUGCGGCGCCAUCGCCAACAGCCUCUUCAACGAUUCCUUCUCGCUGUGGCACCAGCGCCUGCCGGGCGGGCCCUACGUCGAGGUGCCGCUCGACCGCACCGGCAUCGCCUGGUGGACCGACUACCACGUCAAGUUCCGCAACCCGCCGCUGGUGAACGGCAGCCUGGCGUUGGCCUUCCAGGGCACCGCGCCCCCGCCCAGCUGGCACCGGCCGGUCUACGAGCUCAGCCCAGACCCGAACAACACCGGCUUCAUCAACCAGGACUUCGUGGUAUGGAUGCGCACGGCGGCGCUGCCCACGUUCCGCAAGCUGUACGCGCGCAUCCGCCAGGGCAACUACUCGGCCGGGCUGCCGCGGGGCACCUACCGCGUCAACAUCACCUACAACUACCCGGUGCGCGUCUUCGGCGGCCACAAGCUCAUCAACUUCAGCAGCAUCUCUUGGAUGGGCGGCAAGAAUCCGUUCCUGGGCAUCGCCUACUUGGUGGUCGGCUCCCUCUGCAUCCUCACGGGAUUUGUCAUGCUGGUCGUCUACAUUCGCUACCAGGACCAGAACGACGACGACGAGGACGACGAGUAAUCCCUGCUUUCAGAGUACCCUUUCUGCUUCUUGCCACAACGCUCUUGCAAGCUUCUUUUGGUUUCUCCCUCCCGACUGUCACCCAGUUCCAACUUCGCCUCACUUUGCCUCCAGUUGUGGAUGAGGGGACCAGAGAGAGAGAGGAAUUACACCCGAUCGGGGGCUUCCAGACUCUUCUGGGGUGUUUGAACUGCUAGAGUGAGACAU
Molecule: messenger RNA, 1544 nt
Organism: Orcinus orca (killer whale)
Lineage: Eukaryota; Metazoa; Chordata; Mammalia; Artiodactyla; Delphinidae
Gene: CDC50B
Product: transmembrane protein 30B
Exons: 1
Coding region: 276-1337 (353 amino acids)
Biological process (GO): phospholipid translocation
Cellular component (GO): endoplasmic reticulum; plasma membrane; Golgi apparatus
Source: RefSeq, a predicted model, not a curated record